This is a messenger RNA of Megalobrama amblycephala (Wuchang bream), 987 nucleotides long. RefSeq names its product gastrula zinc finger protein XlCGF7.1-like. Gene Ontology annotation, molecular function: DNA-binding transcription repressor activity, RNA polymerase II-specific. The transcript has a single exon. NCBI's taxonomy places the organism in Eukaryota, Metazoa, Chordata, Actinopteri, Cypriniformes, Xenocyprididae. Gene Ontology annotation, biological process: negative regulation of transcription by RNA polymerase II. The record is from RefSeq and is a predicted model, not a curated record. The coding region runs from base 1 to 987 and encodes 328 amino acids.
AUGAUGGAAGUGAAAGUGGAGUGUGAAGAACUGAAUGUAGUGGAGGAGGAUCAUCAGUAUCAGAGACCUCAGGAGGUCAUAACAGGAGAAAAGCCGUCACAGUCCGAAAGCGAUUUCUCCCAGAAAAGAACAGGAACCAAAAAAGCACCAUUCAUCUGCCCUCAGUGUGGGAAGUGUUUCACACUCAAAGUGAAUCUCAAAAGCCACAUCAAAAUUCACACCGGAGAGCGCGAUUUCACCUGUCUGCAGUGCGGCAGCAGCUUCUUCAAAAACGCCGAUCUGAAGAGACACCUGCAAACACACACCGGAGAGAAGCCGUUCAUCUGUCCUCACUGCGGGAAGAGCUUCACACGCAAAGAGAGCCUGGAGAAUCACAUCCGGAUCCACACCGGAGAGAAGCCUUUCACCUGCCUGCUGUGCGCCAAGAGCUUCAUACGCAAAGGACACUUUAAGAACCACAUGCGCAUUCACUCCGGAGAGCGUCCGUUCACGUGUCACGAGUGUGGGAAGAGCUUCACGCAGGCCACCAUCCUCAAAAACCACCAGCACUCGCACUCGGGAGAGAGACCGUUCAGCUGCGGCCAGUGCGGUAAAAGCUUCAUCUCAGCGAAGCACCUGAAGAUCCACCAGAAAAUUCACCAGAAGCUUUUCUUGUGCUCUUUCUGUGGAAAGGUGUUCUCGCAGCUGGGCUACCUGAAAGAGCACCAGAAAAUACACAGCGGCGAGAAAGCUCACAUGUGCUCGGUGUGCGGGAACAGCUUCUCUAGAGCCAAAUAUCUGAAAGAGCAUCAGAAGGUCCAUACGGGAGAGAAACCCUACAAGUGCUCACAUUGUGACAAGAGCUUCAGUCAGUCAGGGAACCUGAAAAUACACGAGAGAGUUCACACCGGAGAGAAGCCGCACCGCUGCCCGCCAUGUGGAAGGAGUUUCGUCACAUCCAGCGCUCUGCUGUCUCAUCGAAGGAAAUGUCGCCAAAAGUUGUCGUAG